Molecule: messenger RNA, 708 nt
Organism: Phaedon cochleariae (mustard beetle)
Lineage: Eukaryota; Metazoa; Arthropoda; Insecta; Coleoptera; Chrysomelidae
Source: the annotation of a GenBank genome assembly
AUGGUGUCAGGAGGGAUGUCUUGUGUUAAAUACAUGCUUUUUGCAUUCAACCUACUUUUUGCUAUCUCUGGUAUAGCAAUCCUUACAGUUGGAGCUAUUAUUCAUAUGGUAUAUUCCCAUUAUUCCAAUUUUGUGUACACAAGCUAUCAAUCAGCCCCAAUAGUCCUCAUAAUAGUUGGUGUUGUAAUCUUCAUCGUAGCUUUCUUCGGGUGCUGCGGAGCUGUGAAAGAAAAUCACUGCAUGGUUGUUACAUUUUCUGUUCUUCUAUUGGCAAUACUCAUCCUAGAAUUGGUAGCUGGAAUCAUGGGAUAUGUGAAACGCAAUGAGGUUGAAGUUAUGUUGGAGAGCAAGUUGAAUUCAACAAUGUAUAGCUACUACACAAAUCCUGAGAUAGAAAAUACUUGGGAUAUUGCUCAACAUGAGGCUGAAUGUUGUGGCAUGAAUGGCCCUACAGACUGGCAAAAGAUCACCAGGAAUGACUCUCUGCCUCACACUUGUUGUCCCAAUACUCAAGAUGACGGUUCUUGCACAUUGAAAACACCGAAUGUCUAUACUGCAUCCUGCUUCGAGAAACUGAAGGCCGUUUUCAACAAAUAUGGAGCCAUCAUAGGGGGCGUUGGUAUAGGAGUAGCCAUUUCCCAGCUUGUGGGCGUCAUCUUUGCUUGUUGUCUAGCUCGUUCUAUAAGAAGAGAAUAUGAAACAGUUUAA